CGUCUGUCAGGCGUACAUUGUGUACCUCCCUGCCAGAAGUAUAAGACAAGUUGAAACCAGUGAAAACCUGUGAUACAACAUUUCCUGGCUUACAAAACUGUACAAAAGCGACUGACGCAAAGGGAAAUACGACACCUGAUUCGCGAGGUUUCUACCUGCCUGCUGUCACGUUCUAACUUGUAUCUGUACUUAGUGUAUAAAUUAUUCAUUUUCUGUCAUUUAUUAAUAAGAAUGCAGCAUGUAAAUCGUUUCUUAGUCGUAUUAAGAUGGAUGCUACAACUUCCCGAUGAAACCAAAUGUUCCUCUUUUCAGUUUUUGUAAUAUCUGCCUGUAUGUUUUACACUCAUUCACUACUCUGAGCUCUCUACUAAAGCAACAGCGGUCUAUAUACAUAACCACAAACAAUGUAUCUAAAGACGUGUUUUGAGUUGUUGGUAAAUUACGGAAUUGCAAGCAAGUGUCAUCACCCUGUUUCGCAACUCUUCAAUUUGACCUGAGUCACUAUGAUGUGUGCCACAACCACAAUAUGUGGCAGUGGGGGGAAAUGCGAAUUAUUAUUAUUAUUUUUUUUGUUCAGCACCCAGCUAAGCUAAUGAGAAACACAACUGAUGCUUCAUAUAUGGAGGGAAGGUCCGUAAAUCCCCUUUAUAAAUCCCCUGAACACAUGGUUUGGAAUUUGAAGAGAAGAGAGCGGUGGGGAAACGCACGUAGUGCCCUCACACACACAGCCGCAUCAUUGGCUGCACGUCAGUGUGGCUCAAGUGUUUCAUUGGUGACCGAACAGGCUUCAGUCAGAUGAGAUCAGCACCACAGUCAGCUGAGCGGAUCUCAUUCAAAGCCUCUUCAAAAGAUGUGCCGUGCGAACGUGAUGGUCCUGGUCCUAGGAGGGCAUCAUCAGUGAAAAACUUUAAACACAGAGCAUCGUUAAGUAGAGAUCUGACAAAGCAUCAUGGGAGGUGCAGUUGUAGACACUGGUGACAGUGGGGUCAAGGCCCCCGAUGGAGGAUGGGGUUGGGCUGUCCUCUUCGGCUGCUUCAUCAUUACAGGUUUCUCCUACGCCUUUCCCAAAGCGGUCAGCGUCUUCUUCAAAGAACUUAUCCGAGAGUUUGGAGUGGGCUACAGUGACACUGCUUGGAUCUCCUCCAUACUACUUGCAAUGCUUUAUGGCUCAGGGCCUAUAUGCAGCAUCCUAGUGAACCGGUUUGGGUGUCGCCCUGUGAUGAUGGUCGGGGGCCUUUUUGCCUCACUGGGCAUGAUUUUAGCAUCCUUUUCAACCAACAUCAUCCACAUCUAUCUCAGCACAGGAGUCAUAACAGGUUUGGGUCUUGCUCUGAACUUUCAGCCAUCCCUCAUCAUGCUGAACAGAUAUUUCAGUGAGAAAAGGCCCUUGGCCAAUGGGUUGGCUGCAGCUGGAAGUCCCGUGGCUCUGUGCUGUUUGUCUCCUCUUGGUCAGGUUCUUCAAUACAAGUAUGGUUGGCGUGGAGGCUUCCUCAUCCUUGGAGGGAUUCUACUGAAUUGCUGUGCAUGUGGGGCCCUCAUGAGACCCUUGAUGGCACUGAAAAAAACAAGCGAGGUGGAUGAGAAGGAAACCAAACCCAAACCAAAGCCCAAGCUUCUUGACUUUACUGUCUUUAGAGAUCGUGGCUUUUUGAUUUACACGGUGGCUGCGGCCAUCAUGGUGUUGGGUCUUUUUGUGCCUCCAGUGUUUGUGGUAAGUUAUGCCAAGGAACUGGGCAAUGAGGACACAAAGUCUGCCUUGCUGCUCACCAUACUAGGGUUCAUUGAUAUCUUCGCCAGGCCAACAUGCGGUAUCAUCGCUGGGCUCAAGUGGGUUCGGCCACGAUGUGUUUACCUCUUCAGUUUCGCUAUGAUCUUCAAUGGCAUCACUGAUCUUAUCGGCUCCAUGGCCAAAGACUAUCCAUCUCUCGUGGUGUUCUGCAUCUUCUUCGGUAUCUCCUAUGGCAUGGUUGGAGCCUUACAGUUUGAAGUGUUGAUGGCCAUUGUGGGGACAGAGAAGUUCUCCAGUGCCAUCGGCUUGGUGCUGUUGGUCGAAGCCUUUGCUGUGUUGGUGGGACCACCUGGAGCAGGUCGCCUUCUGGAUGCCACAAAGAACUACAUGUUCGUCUUCCUGCUGGCUGGGUGUGAGGUGGUCCUCUCGGCCCUUGUGCUCGCAAUCUGUAACAUGCUCUUCAUCAAAAGGAAGCCCGAACAGCCUGACCCUCCAGCCAAGAUGGAGAUGGCCGUUAUCGACACGGAGAUGGAGGAGCUCAACAAAGCACCAAAGAACGACCAAGACAACGGAGGUGGUGAAAAUGGGAAGAAGCAAGCCAUCGAACACGAAGCAACGACAAAAUCUGAUGAUAAAAAGGUUGAAGAGCUUGAAAGCAUAGGGGUGGACUCUGUAGAGCUGGAGAAUGCUUCCAAAAAUGUGACCGAACCAAACGGUGUGGUUGUAGAACCUGAAUCCUCUCUGUGAAGAUACUAGAACACUAGACAUGACAGAGCUUCCUUUGUAGGACUCCUGGACAUGCGUUUGAUGUUUGUAGUGUAUGCUUUUUGUAUCGCACUUCAAAUGUGGUUGCAAAGGACUGCUUUCAGACCUGCUCUCCAGUUCAGAUUCAGCCACUUUUAGGCCAAUCACUGCCUUGUAUGUUAGCAGAAAUGUCAGGAUGUGUUCUCAAACUUGCAUUCAAAAAAUAGAUUCAGUUUAUACUGUGGCACCAGAUUUUAGGCCAGUAAACACUCCACAUCAGAGCAGGUCACCAGCAUUAUACUGAAUAUAACCAGCUUGCUUGCUUUGUGGCAUUCAGUGUUUGCUAAUGUGGAUUGUUGGUUCAUAGUACCUUUUUUGUCAUCUACUGUAACAUUUUAAACUGGUCCUGGGAGAGCACAGGAUUGUAUUAAAGUCCUGCAUUUCAGACAAAUGGAACCAGAUUAACCUGUACAACAUGCAAAUGAGGAUUCUAGUUAGUCUUUUUAAAUUGGAAACAUUCUUGAGGAAUUUACAGAGUUCAGACAUGCUUGUUUUUGGGGAACAGUCCAA
Messenger RNA from Sinocyclocheilus grahami, 3043 nucleotides. Its product is annotated as monocarboxylate transporter 4-like. The transcript is spliced from 5 exons. Gene Ontology annotation, biological process: monocarboxylic acid transport; transmembrane transport. The record is from RefSeq and is a predicted model, not a curated record. Gene Ontology annotation, cellular component: basolateral plasma membrane. Gene Ontology annotation, molecular function: lactate:proton symporter activity. The coding region runs from base 950 to 2476 and encodes 508 amino acids. NCBI's taxonomy places the organism in Eukaryota, Metazoa, Chordata, Actinopteri, Cypriniformes, Cyprinidae.